This is a messenger RNA of Hippocampus comes (tiger tail seahorse), 2605 nucleotides long. It is a transcript of the gene pls1, whose product is annotated as plastin 1 (I isoform). Gene Ontology annotation, biological process: actin filament network formation; actin filament bundle assembly. NCBI's taxonomy places the organism in Eukaryota, Metazoa, Chordata, Actinopteri, Syngnathiformes, Syngnathidae. Gene Ontology annotation, molecular function: calcium ion binding; actin filament binding. Bases 411 to 2342 code for a protein of 643 amino acids. The transcript has 18 exons. Gene Ontology annotation, cellular component: cytoplasm; actin filament bundle; actin filament. The record is from RefSeq and is a predicted model, not a curated record.
GCCCCAGGCUAACCUUGAAUAAUGCAGCAGGAUUCUUGUACCGGGCCGGCAUCUUCUUAGGCCUGCUUUUCUACCUCCACACCGCUGUUCUGGGACCAGCUGUUGUUGGCAGGCCAGAGUAACCAGAGAGCACCUCGAACAAAAAGAGCUGAUCAUGUGUCCACCGGAGGCUGGAUAGAAAACAUGGAAGGCUUGGUGUGUUGGGAGAGAAAAUGCAGAAACACUGACUUCAAUGGCUGAAUUUUCCCAUCCCUUUAGGUCCAAACAAGCCAAAGGUCCUCUCCUCCAGAGUGAUAAGCUGCUGUCCGUCUUCCUGCGUCAUCUGCGGAGGACAAGACGCCGCCGAUCGGGUCCGCUCUGGUGGUGGUCUGGGAGGCCUUUUGAUUUCCAGCUGAAUUAUCAAGGCCACCAUGCACAAACAGGUUACCCACAUUUCCAGGGAGGACCUGGAAGACCUUCGAGAGGCGUUCAAUAAAAUCGACAUCGACAACAGCGGCUACGUGAGCGACUUUGAGCUCCAGGAGCUGUUCCGCGAGGCCAGCUUCUCCCUGCCCGGGUAUCAAGUGCGGGAUAUAGUGGAGACCUUCGUGGCCGGCGACACCAACAAGGAUGAGAAGAUCAGUUUUGAGGAGUUUGUCUCGAUUUAUCAGGAACUGAAGAGCAAAAAGUUGAGCGAGACCUUCCGCAAAUCCAUAACCAGGAAGGAUGGCAUCCGGUCCUUUGGAGGGAUGUCGGGAAUCUCAAGCGUGGGGACACAACACUCCUAUUCGGAUGAGGAGAAGGUGGCAUUUGUCAACUGGAUCAACAAAGCGUUGGCCAAAGAUCCCGACUGCCGCCACCUGCUGCCCAUGAACCCCACAGAUGAAAGCCUCUUCACCUCUGUCCGCGAUGGCAUCCUGCUCUGCAAAAUGAUCAACCUGUCCCAGCCCGACACCAUCGACGAGCGAGUCAUCAACACCCGGAAGCUGACUACCUUCACAAUGACCGAAAAUCUUGUCCUGGCGCUAAACUCAGCCUCGGCCAUCGGCUGCACGGUGGUGAACAUCGACGCGCUGGAUCUGAUGGUUGGGAAACCUCAUCUGGUGCUGGGAUUAUUCUGGCAGAUUAUCAAAGUGGGCCUCUUUGCUGAUAUAGAAAUCAGCCGCAAUGAAGGCAUGAUUUGCCUCCUGAGCGAGGGAGAGAGUUUGGACCACCUGAUGUCACUUUCUCCUGAAGAGUUGCUGCUCCGCUGGGUCAACUACCAUUUGUGCAAUGCCGGCACCGAGAGCAUCGGCAACUUCAGCGAGGAUAUCAAGGAUUCUCGGGCUUACUUCCACCUGCUGGACCAGAUCUCGCCCCGUGGCGAGCACGACUACAUGGGGGUCAAAAUCGACAUGAGCGGCCUGAAUGAGCGGGACCUGAACCAGCGGGCCGAACUGAUGCUGCAGCAGGCAUCCCGUCUGGACUGCCGGCAGUUUGUGACGGCGCACGACGUUACCGCCGGGAACAGCAAGCUCAAUUUGGCCUUCGUGGCCAACCUGUUCAACAUGCACCCGGCCCUACAGAGAGGGCCAGUCAAUGGCUUGGAGGACACCCGACUGGAGCCCGAGAGCAGAGAAGAGAAGACCUUCCGCAACUGGAUCAACUCUCUGGGUGUGAAUCCCUACGUGAACCACAUGUACCACGAUCUGUGCGACGGUUUGGUGAUUCUGCAGCUCUACGAGAAGGUGAAAGUUCCCGUCAACUGGAAGAAAGUCAACCAGCCUCCGUACCCCGCCCUGGGAACUAAUAUGAAAAAGCUCGAGAACUGCAACUACGCCGUGAGCCUGGGCAGGAACGUGGCCCACUUCUCCCUUGUCGGCAUUGGCGGAGAGAAUCUGAAUGAAGGGAGUCCCAUGCACACCUUGGCGCUGGUGUGGCAGCUCAUGAGGAGGUACACAAUGCUGGUGUUAUCGGACCUGGGCGACGGCGAGAGGGUGGGAGAGCAGAUCAUUCUCAACUGGGUCAACACCACCCUCAGUCAAAACCACAAAGAUUCACAGAUCAGCAGCUUCAAGGAUCUCCACAUCAGCACCAGCUUGCCGGUGAUCGACCUGAUUGACGCCAUUGCUCCCGGCACCGUCAAGUGGGACAUGGUGACCAGACCACAGAAGGGAGUGAUGAAGACCACCGACAAACUCAACAAUGCCAAAUACGCAGUCUCAUUGGCCCGAAAAAUUGGCGCUCGCGUCUACGCUCUGCCCGACGACUUGGUGGAGGUGAAUCCCAAGAUGGUGCUGACGAUGUUCGCCUGCCUCAUGGGCCAUGGUUUGAAAAAGGCCCAUCGCUACACUGGCCCCACCCCCUCCUCCCGACCGAAAUAACAUCCGUUCAUUUAUGCAUUAUCUGUUUAAUUCCCCAAAUGAAGAAUACAUUGACAUGCAAAUUAGAUGGAAUCAUGCCUCAUUCAUACAAUUACUUCAUUUUUCAUUUCUCUGAUUGCCCGCCCCCGCUGUAUUUAAUUUCAUUGGACAUUGGAGUGGAUGAGAAAAGCAAACUGAUUGUCUUUUUGACAGUGAAGCUUUAUGUCCUUUAUUUCUGUACACUGAACAUGGCUUUGAAUAAAUAAAAACAAAGUAUGCUCAAG